Messenger RNA from Guillardia theta CCMP2712, 462 nucleotides. RefSeq lists its product as hypothetical. Gene Ontology annotation, biological process: U4 snRNA 3'-end processing; rRNA catabolic process; nuclear mRNA surveillance. The record is from RefSeq and is a predicted model, not a curated record. The coding region runs from base 1 to 462 and encodes 153 amino acids. Gene Ontology annotation, cellular component: nucleolus; cytoplasmic exosome (RNase complex); nuclear exosome (RNase complex). Lineage: Eukaryota; Cryptophyceae; Pyrenomonadales; Geminigeraceae. The transcript is spliced from 6 exons.
AUGCGCUCAUACAACCCGAUGUGCGUGAUCGAUGUCACCAUCCAGGUAGUCUCACUCGAGCAGAGGACCAAGAGACCUCGCGUGACUGGCCCGCAGCCUCUCUCCGACGACGGAAGCAGCAUGGCGGCGAGUAUCAACGCAGCGAUCGCCGCUCUCAUCGAUGCUGGGGUCCCUCUACGGUUUGCAGCCGCUGCUGUCUGCUGUGCUGUGAUGGAAGAUGGAACAAUCGUCUCCGAUCCCAGCAGGGAGCAAGAGACCAAGGCUGUAGGGACUUGCACGUUCGUCGUGAGGAUUCCGAACGAGGAGAUUGUCAGCUCUAUACCGUCAGGGUUCGUGCAGGAGAAGAGUUACUUGGCUGCCAUGGAAGCCGCUUGCUCCGAGGCACACAUCGUCAGCGCAUUUUUGAGGAUGGCGAUGGAGCAGAAGAUCAGCCGCGAGCGGCAGUGCUGGGGGGAUGUCUAA